AUGGGCAGCUUCGGGGCUCGGCGCCGCUGCAGGCCCCCAUACUCACCUCACGCCGAGGCAGGGCCGAGGUCCGUGGGGCGGAGCGCUGUCACACUGCAUACUGAUGUAGGAGAUAUCAAAAUUGAACUGUUCUGUGAGCGUACACCAAAGACUUGCGAAAAUUUCCUGGCUCUUUGUGCUAGUAACUACUACAAUGGAUGCAUAUUUCACCGGAAUAUAAAGGGCUUCAUGGUUCAGACAGGGGAUCCAUUAG
Mesitornis unicolor (brown roatelo) is the source of this 253-nucleotide messenger RNA. It is a transcript of the gene PPIL3, whose product is annotated as peptidylprolyl isomerase (cyclophilin)-like 3. The annotation marks the transcript as partial. Gene Ontology annotation, molecular function: peptidyl-prolyl cis-trans isomerase activity. Lineage: Eukaryota; Metazoa; Chordata; Aves; Mesitornithiformes; Mesitornithidae. The transcript is spliced from 3 exons. Gene Ontology annotation, biological process: protein folding; protein peptidyl-prolyl isomerization. The record is from RefSeq and is a predicted model, not a curated record. Gene Ontology annotation, cellular component: catalytic step 2 spliceosome.